Postia placenta MAD-698-R-SB12 is the source of this 987-nucleotide messenger RNA. RefSeq lists its product as hypothetical. NCBI's taxonomy places the organism in Eukaryota, Fungi, Basidiomycota, Agaricomycetes, Polyporales, Adustoporiaceae. The record is from RefSeq and is a predicted model, not a curated record. Bases 1 to 987 code for a protein of 328 amino acids. The transcript has 6 exons.
AUGUCUGAACAACCUUCCUCUUCUCAGCCUGCUACCUCAGAGGCUGCACAUUCUCAACACUCCCAGAGCGCAAAUCCUUUCGAGCUUAUGGCUGCUGCAAUGUCAGGGGAAUUACCUCUUCCAUCACGCUCAAAGAGGUCUUCCAAAAAGCGUUGCCACACGAAUGAAGACGGCAAUAGUCAUCAAUACAAUGAGCAAGAAGAUGCUAAUGAGGACUCUCCGGUCGGACGUCAGGUCAAGACAUUCACACAGCUUUUGAUUGUUGAGGACAAACUCAGUCAAGUCAUCGUUACACAGCGCACUUGGGAGCCAUCAAAAGACCUCAAUGACAACAUAUACAACAUUUCUUGGAGUGUUAUUUACUCAAGCAAGCUGCCGGCAUACAAGGGGAAUAUUCCGACAACAUAUGUAUUGAACAUUGUCCGCCUUCGUGGAUAUGACUUGCCACCAAAUAUAGAGCAGAAUCCUGCUGCAUGGAAGAAGGUUGUAAAGUGCACUCGCACUUGUCUUACAGAUGUUCGGUCAAAUUCAAAGAAGAAGUUCAAGUUAAGUAUUGCUGCUAAGGAUUCGAAGGAUCAGUGGACAAUAUACAAGCUCACAAAGGAGCUCAUCGGCAAGAAGAAGGAUGUCAAGAUUAGUGUCCCACUAUGUGCACGGGUUGCGCUCAUGCGUGCCGUCUACGUUAUCAAUUCAUCAGGCACAUUCUGGAACAAUGUCGACAAAGAGCUUGAGAGCCUACGUGCGAGUGCACGCAAUGAUCCUGCUCGACUUGUCAAAGGCUUUCAGUACUUGCUACAGCUCGAUCAUCAAACCUACGGUGUCGAUGAUAACAUGAUGGACUCCGUAGAUGAGGACGUCGGCGAGUGGCAGCAAAGUGUCGAUGAUAUCGUUGGCGGUCUCAUCACUCACGACGGACCCCUGCCAUUCUCAGAUGUUGAGGAGAAUGACAACGACAAAGAGAACAGCUCGGACGAAUUGGACGACUGA